AUGAGUCGCAGCCCAGAAAGGAUGUAUUCUUACUGCCGCCACUUCAAGGGCCCCCUCGCCGCCUCCUCUUCCUACCAGGUGCGGAUCUCGAGCCCCUCGCCAACACGCAAGGAUUUCUGUCACCGCUCUGCCAGCUACAGCCGCAGUGGGGGAAGCAUAGGGAGGAGGAACAUCUCCAGCUUCCGCAAAUCCCGCAUGACCAACAGUGUGAGUAUGGGGGCCCUGUGCUUUGGCAUGGGUCUGGGGCCCAGCCUGGAUCUGGAUGUAGCUGCAGCGGAGAACCAGAAAUUCCUGAGCACACGCACCGGUGAGAGGCAGGAGAUGGUGGCCCUCAACGACCGCCUGGCUAUCUACAUUGAGAAGAUGCGUACUCUGGAGGGGCAGAACAAGCUGCUGGAGGCUGAGAUUGAUGUUCUGCAGAACCGCUAUGUGAAGCCGUCUGGGCUGAGACAGCUCUACAAGGGCCAGCUGAGAGAGCUCCACAGGAUCGCUGAGCAGAUGAGAGUGACCUGGCUAGCAGACAAGGGGGCCAUGGCAGGACAGGUGGAGGUGCUCAAGGUCAAAUAUGAGGAGGCUCUGGAGGCCAGGAAGAAGCCCGAGUUGGAGAUCGAAGCCUUCCGCCCCGAUGUGGAUAGAGCUACCUCGGCACGUAUCGGCUUGGAGAAACAGCUGCAGAACCUAGAUGUGGCCUUCCCUACCAGAGUUCACAAAGAGGAAAUCGAGUAGCUGAUGCAGCAGAUGUACAAGACAGUUGCCAAGGUAGACAUGACCUUUGCCCUCCCUGACCUCUCCUCCGCCCUCAAACAAAUCCAGUCGCAGUAUGACAGCAUUGCCGUUAGAAACCUACAGGAGAUUGACGCUUGGUACAAGUCAAAGUUUCAGGACAUGAACAAUGUGACGACCAAACGUGCUCCAAGAGUUCAAAGGGUGAGAGAGGAAGUCUGAGGUUACAAGAAAGAUAUCCUAAACCUAGAGCGUGAGUUGGAGUCCAUGAAGACGAGGAAUGAGUCACUGGAGAAUCAUAUUUGUGAUGCUGUGGCGAGACGCAUGAAAGAAGAGACACAUCUGGUGAGUAAAGCACGGCAGGUCAGGGCUCUUUUAAAAGUGAUGAAGGAGAAGAUGGCUCUGCUGCUGAGGGAGUACCAGGAGCUGCUCAACGUCAAGAUGGCCCUGGAGAUUGAGAUCACCACCUACAGGUGA
This is a messenger RNA of Salvelinus fontinalis (brook trout), 1200 nucleotides long. It is a transcript of the gene ngs, whose product is annotated as notochord granular surface. Lineage: Eukaryota; Metazoa; Chordata; Actinopteri; Salmoniformes; Salmonidae. Gene Ontology annotation, biological process: skeletal muscle organ development. Gene Ontology annotation, cellular component: sarcolemma; intermediate filament; cell-cell junction. The record is from RefSeq and is a predicted model, not a curated record. The transcript is spliced from 10 exons.